CCCAUGUGGUAAAAGUUGACGUGAAAACAAAUGGGAAAAACAAAGAAUUUGUGGCCACAUUACGUUUAUUUAGAGACAGAAUUUUGUUUAGUCGGGCUUUGGCCACCAGGCGUCACUGCUGUCAGGACUUACAAUUCCGUCUGCUCGCGGUCGUGGCAGAUCGUACUGAACGGGUGCAUGUAUUUUUACUCUUGGCGUCUUGUAAUUUUCAUAGGGUAUGAGAUUUUUAGAAUAAGAAAUGUAACAAUUCUAUGAACAAGGAACGAAAAUAAAUCACCUAAAGAAGUUUUGCUGCUACUUGUUCUAGUUAUCGAUUCGUUGGAAUUGGACCCUCGUGAAGGAAGAGAGUUAUGAAGACUGUCAGUCAGUGCAGACUUCCUGAGUUACCAUAGACCAAGGGAAACUGUUUGAAAAUGGAUUACAUCGAUGAUGAUUACGUUGUGAGCGUCCGAAAGAAAAAGGGUCAGCCUAAUAGAGGUGGAGGACGGGCCAAUCAGAGCAGAGGUCGUGGUGGAGGCCAGACCAGAGGGAGGGGUCGUGGAGGUGGACGAGGUCAAAGCCGUGCUAGAGGACGAGGUCAAGGUCGUGGUAGAGGACGAGGUCGUGGAGGUCAAGGUCGUGGAGGUCAAGGUGGCUGGGGUGAGCGUUCAGACAGUAAACACGAUGAAGGGUACUUUAAUGGAGACUAUGCUGUGUCAGACUCAGCGAGAGCCCGUGGCAGAGGGAGGCCCUUUACCCUGAGCAAACGCUCAAAUACUCACGGCACCCACAGCUUUGAUACUGAUGUGCGAGUGCCCAUGCAGAAACUGCACAUGAGUUCAGAAAACCAACAGAUGGUUAUGGAGAUGUUGAGAGACCUCCAUGGCCAAGACCAGCAAGAAGUUAACAGUGAUGAGGAAGUUUAUGAGGACUAUGAUGAGAUAGAAGAGGAUGAUGAGGAAUACUGGGAGGAAAAUGAUAACCGGGUAGUGGAGGAGGCUCCACAGUGUGGGGCAGCCUACAACUGGAGAGACGGAGAUGUAGAUGAGGGGCUGUCGUACUAUGGAUACUGCAAGCAGGAGGGGAUCUCUGACUCAAACCCGGAUUUGAACCCAUAUGCUGUUAACAAACUUGUUCGCUAUGGUUUUGACAAGAAACGGUGUGAAUCUGCACUGACCUUGAUGGAUGGCGAUAUUGGAGCAGCGCUGGAAUACCUCCUGGUACAGUGUUUUAACCUCAGCUAUGGGGUGGGACAGGUCAAGGAGUCUGAGGUGAAGGAUGACUCUGCCUGGGCAGAGAUAAAGCAGCAGAGAGAGGAUGAGAUGAUAGCAUUACAGUCAAUCUACGACAAAAACUUUGUGGAGAGGAUCCCUAACCGAGUGUGGAUAAUAAAACUAGAUAUCCCAGCCUUAGACAAACUGUUUUCUGUGCAAAGUGUUAAACGUCAGGAGGAAGUGGCCGCAGCUCAUGCCAAGGCCUCUCAAAAAAAGGUGUGUGUUUUUUAUAAACAGGGGUCCUGUAAGAAGGGGUCCAGAUGUAAUUAUCAGCAUGAGGCCCCGGUUCCAAAUCUGCCCUCUACUGCACACCUGACCCCCAACUCAGGUGAACCUUUUUAUGAGCUAGAGGUACGCUUCCCCUCAUGUAAUCAGUACCCUAAUGAGCCCCCUUUCCUCGCCUUCUCAUCCUCAAACCCUUCUCUCCCCACUCAUCUCAGCCUUAGCAUCACAGAUAAGCUCAUCCAGGAGGCCAGGUCACUGGCAGAAUCAGGGGUGCCAGCUAUUUUUUCAUUGGUCAGUUGCUUGGAGGAUGAAAAUGUUAUCAGAGACAUCUGCAACAGACCUAUGAUGACAUUCAGUCUUCCUGAACCAGUCAUAACUCGUUAUCCAAAGAAGCCCGCUAAUGAAUCAGUGAUGGUCAAUUUAGCCCCAGGCAGACAAAGAGAAAACCCUGUUGAUGAAGAGGAAGGAGAUGACAUCGUGGAAGAGGAAGGAGGAGCUACUGAGGAAGAGGCAGAGACUGAACCUGCGGAAAAGGUAGUUGUGCAAAGAUCAAGCAGGAAAGAUAUAUUACCACGGCGGAGGAACCCACGGGAGGUCUUGAGGGAGGAUCAGCUGCUAAAGGACAAAUUUAGGAAAAAACAGAGAUUUACAUCAUACAAGAAGAUGUUGGAUGAGAGACAGAAGUUACCAGCAUGGUCAAUGAAGAAAGAAAUCCUUGAGUUGGUCAGAAAAAACCAGGUGUUGGUGGUCAGUGGCAUGACUGGAUGUGGUAAGACAACUCAGGUACCUCAGUUUAUCUUGGAUAGUUACCUGACCAGCAGAGAGCCUCAGCUUUGUAACCUGGUCUGUACUCAGCCUAGACGUAUCUCAGCUGUGGCAGUAGCAGGCCGAGUGGCUGAGGAAAGGACAGAGAGAACAGGGGGCAUUGUGGGAUAUCAGAUCAGACUGGAGAGUGUUCAGUCAGCCAAGACCAGGCUGUUGUUUUGUACGACAGGGAUAAUCCUGCGACGUUUAGAGGGUGAUCCAACUCUAGAGGGCGUCUCCCACAUUAUCAUUGAUGAGGUCCAUGAGAGAUCAGAGGAAAGUGAUUUCCUCAUGAUGGUGCUACGUGACCUUUUGCCCUCUCGACCUGACCUCAAGGUCAUCUUGAUGAGUGCCACAGUCAAUGCAGAUCUGUUUUCAGAUUAUUUUGAUGGCUGUCCUGUCAUUGAGAUUCCAGGUAAGGUAUUUCCAGUGGAACAGUUCUUUUUGGAGGAUGCCUUCGAAUUUACCAGAGUGGUAGUAGAAGAGGGUUCCCCAUAUGCUCGACCUCUCAGUAAGAUGAAUGCUGUAAGGGAUCCUGGAGCCAGAGCUAGCGCAGCCUGUAUGGAAGAUCAAAUUGACAUGGAUCUUCAGUCUUCAUCCAAUACCAAUGCCUCUGUCCCGGCAUCAGACAAAAUCAGGGAUGAAAAUCUCAGUGUGAAGCAACUAAAGUACAGAUAUGACAGCUACUCUAAUCUCACUGUGAAGAACCUGGCCAUGAUGGAUUAUGAUAAGAUCAACUAUGAGUUGAUAGAGGCUCUUAUGGAAUGGUUCCUGGAGGCAGAUCAUCAGUAUCCAAGAAAUGGUGCUAUUUUGGUAUUUUUGCCAGGAUUUGCAGAAAUCCAAACAUUGUUUGAUCAGCUGGAGAGUAGCCCAGUCUUUGGAGGAAGAAACAAACAAAGAUAUAAGGUAAUACCUCUUCACUCCUCUCUCUCCAGUGAGGACCAACAGGCCGUGUUCAGUCGCCCAAAGGAAGGUGUAACUAAAAUCGUGAUAGCCACAAAUAUAGCAGAGACGUCUAUCACCAUUGAUGAUGUGGUGUGUGUGAUAGAUGGGGGGAGGAUGAAGGAAAAACGGUAUGACUCCUCUAAAGGCAUGGAGAGUUUAGACAUGGUGUGGGUGUCACGCGCUAAUGCCCUGCAGAGGAAAGGUCGUGCGGGCAGAGUGGCCUCAGGUGUAUGUUUUCACCUCUUCACAUCACAUCGUUAUGAUUUUCACCUGAGGGAUCAACCCAUACCUGAAAUCCAGAGAGCUCCAUUGGAGCAGAUAGUCCUCAAUAUCAAGAUGCUAGAUUUGUUUCAAGAGGAGAACCCAGUGGAUGUCCUGAACAAGAUAGUGGAACCACCAGCCAUGGAAUCCAUCCAGUGUGCUAUAAAGCGGCUUCAAGAUCUUGGUGCUCUGGAUGUGGAUGGGGAGUUAACGCCCCUCGGGUAUCACCUUGGCUCAUUGCCAGUAGAUGUCAGAAUUGGCAAGUUGAUGUUGUUUGGAGCAAUAUUCCGCUGCUUGGACCCAGCUCUCACCAUUGCAGCUACCCUGAGCUUUAAAUCACCUUUUGUAUCUCCCUUCGGAAAGAAGGAAGAGGCUACCAAUCAGAAAUUAGAAUUUGCUCUUGGUAACUCUGACCACCUGACUAUGCUGAAUGGCUACAAGGAAUGGUUGGAAGUCAAGAAGAAGCAUGGUUCUAAAGAGGCCUUCAGCUUCUGUAGAGAAAACUUUCUGUCAAUGAAGACUUUGCAGAUGUUAGCAAGCAUGAAACAACAGUUUGUGGAGCUGUUGUCUGAUAUUGGGUUUGUCAGGGAGGGUCUGACUGUGAGGGAUGUGGAACGGGCAGCCAGGAAUGGAGGAGAUGGGGUGAGGGAACUGACUGGUACUGAGGCUAACAGAAACAGUAACAACCUAAAACUUGUAGCAGCCAUUUUGGUGGGAGCUCUGUAUCCUAAUGUUGUCAAGGUGAUGACCCCUGAGGCAAAGUUCAGCCAGGGCAGUGCCGGGGCAGUUCCAAGGCUUCCAAAACCAGAAGAAUUGAAGUUUAAAACUAAAGAUGAUGGUUAUGUACACCUUCACCCUUCCUCAGUAAACUUUCAGGUGAGGUACUAUGACAGUCCUUACCUCGUCUAUCAUGAAAAAGUGAAAACAUCAAAGGUGUUUAUCCGAGACUCCACCAUGGUAUCCGUCUAUCCACUGCUGCUGUUUGGAGGAGGAAACAUAUCUGUGGAUCUGAAAAAGGGGAACUUUGUGUUGUCGGUGGAUGAGGGCUGGAUCCGCUUCCAGGCUGCCUCUCAUCAGAUCGCUGAACUUGUGAAGGAACUUCGUCAUGAGUUGGAUGAGUUACUGGAAGAUAAGAUAAGGAACCCUAACAUUGAUCUGGCCACAUGUCCACGAGGCAGUAAGAUCAUCAACACCAUUGUGAAGUUGGUGUCUACACAAUGA
Molecule: messenger RNA, 4709 nt
Organism: Liolophura sinensis
Lineage: Eukaryota; Metazoa; Mollusca; Polyplacophora; Chitonida; Chitonidae
Product: putative ATP-dependent RNA helicase DHX57
Exons: 28
Coding region: 414-4709 (1431 amino acids)
Cellular component (GO): intracellular anatomical structure
Molecular function (GO): helicase activity; protein binding; RNA binding
Source: RefSeq, a predicted model, not a curated record